Messenger RNA from Branchiostoma floridae (Florida lancelet), 4992 nucleotides. RefSeq names its product inner centromere protein A-like. Gene Ontology annotation, cellular component: midbody; chromosome passenger complex; meiotic spindle midzone. The transcript is spliced from 16 exons. Bases 232 to 3843 code for a protein of 1203 amino acids. Gene Ontology annotation, molecular function: protein serine/threonine kinase activator activity. The record is from RefSeq and is a predicted model, not a curated record. Gene Ontology annotation, biological process: positive regulation of protein serine/threonine kinase activity; mitotic cytokinesis; meiotic spindle midzone assembly. Lineage: Eukaryota; Metazoa; Chordata; Leptocardii; Amphioxiformes; Branchiostomatidae.
UCACGUCAGAAAUACUGAGCUGUGAUUGGUUAGCUGGGUGACACGAAAUUUGAAAUCCGGGAACUAACGGAAGACACCAUUUUCUCGAGUUCCAACAGAAGAAGGUUGUUGCCGACGGAGGAACAGGAGUAAUUUUUACCUUUGCCGGCCCCAAGGCAUCGGUAUUAGGACAAAUCUAUAUGAGCUAGAUUUUAUAUUGGAGUGAAGAAGAGGAGAAGUAUAAUCAUCAUCAUGCCGAGAGAACCAAGCAACAGCACAGUGCUGACACACACACUUGGACUGCGUCUGCACAAGUUCAUGACAUCACAACUGGCGGACUUCAACAAGACGUUUGAGGAGGAGCACAUGACAUGGCUGAACGAAGUCCUGGAGGUGGCCAAGAAGUCCUUUGCCAGGAAAGAACCAGAGUUGCUGCCCAAGACGCCAUCAGCCAAGAACCGCCGGAGACGCAUCCGGAAACUACCAGAAGUAGAGGAGGAGGAAGAAAAUGUGGAGCCUGCAGCUAAAAGGAGGAGCUCUGCUUCUAGACGGAGUAGAGCCAUGCGGAGAUCAAACGCCCACGAACUCAAGGCCAUCUCUGAGACAGAACUGCUCAAGGCAACCCUGAACAUCCCCACACAGAAGGUGGAAGACUGCAAGACUCCUCCCCCUACGCACGCCAGCCAAUCAGUGAGCUUUGCCCAGCCGCCUCCCCCCAAGACCACACGCUCUACUCGCACACGGGGCGGAAAUACCACAGAGUCCGAUUCCGAAGCAGAGGUGACGGUCAUCCGACCAACCAGAGCAACUCGUGCAUCAAGGCAGAGAAACCUCACGCAAAGUAGCACUGGUACUGAUACAGAGGGUGAAGAAACAACAGAGCAUAUACCACCAUCUAAAAGAGUCAAGAAGGGGUCUGAACCCGAGUUGGAUAAUGCAAAGGCAUCUGGCAAAAGUGGGACCGACACAGAAAGCGAGGAAUCUGUUGCAACAAACAGGUCUACGCGUACCAAAUCUAGACUGCAAACGGAAUCAGAGGCUGGCGCAGAAAUGGCACCUGGCAAAAGCGGGACUGACACCGAAAGCGAAGUAACUGCUACAGCAACCCGUUUGACACGCACUAAAACCAGAUUGCAAAAGAAAUCAGAAGAUGAGUCUGACAAGGCAAUGGCAUCUGGCAAAAGUGGUACCGACACCGAAGGCGAAGAAGUAGGUACAACAACCAGGUCCACUCGCACCAAAACUAGACUACAAAAGAAGUCCGAAUCCGACACAGCAAUGGCCUCAUCGGAAACCGACACGGAAGGCGAAGAAACCACGACAGCCAGAUCCACCCGCACCAAAACUAGACUGCAGAAAGGAUCGGAGUCAGAAUCAGACACUCAGAAGUCUCCGGCAAAGAAGAGACAAGCCAACAAAAUCAAGAUCGCAGACAAACCAUCUGAGGAGACCACAGAAAGCGAGAUGUCAGAGGGAGACGACAAGCCUACAAGUGAAAGUGAGGACGUGGAAGAGAUGGAGACAGAAAGUGUCAAGACGCGCUUCUUCCCAGAAGUCCGAACGUCUCCAGUGAAGCCAGCCACCCCCGGUACCGGCUUUGUCAAGGAUCUUAUCAAGAAACACGAAGAGAUGAUAGUAAGUUCUUCCGAUGACGACACGCCACAGAAACAGCUAAAGAAGCCAAUAGCAGGCAAACUACAGCAGAAGUCCAAGACACAGCUAGCGGCAAGCCCCGCCCCCCAGCAACAGCCAAUGAGAAGCACACGCUCAAAAGCAAGACAGUUUGUGUCAGCCGCAGCGAGUAAGAUCGUAGAAUGGAUGGGAGGCAAGGACGCCGCAGAAACCGACAGCGCUACCAAAACUGAUGCUCCUGUUGAAGAAGAGGAGAUGAUGCAAGAAUCUGUUGAACAAGACAGCUUGGAAGAGGAGACAGCCAAGUCUGACAUCUCAAACACGAGCAACAGAUCGACACGGUCAACACGGUCUAGCCGACGGAGCUCCAAACGCCAGUCGGUCCGCCUGUCCUGCAAAGUCGCCACCAUGAAGCGGAAAUCUUCCGUUCUCCCGCGGCAAAAAGUCGAGGUUGCGGAGACGGUAGGACGGAUGUCCACACGAGCUUCACGCUCCCGCGCCUCGCAUAUGUCAUCAGCAUCGGAAGACGGAAAAGAUUCAACCAUGGAGGAGAUAAUGAGACCUCCUAGUAGGAAAAGGACCUCUAGAAGUGAUGACAGCUCGGAUGGAGGAAAGACCGCCCCAGCCAAGAAGCGAUCCAAGCUGUCCCAGUCUGGUGAACCAGAGGUCGUUGACCUGUCCAGGGAUAGCCUAGAAAACAGCCAGGGCUCUAAGGCCAGCCUCAAAGCAACAAGUCCAAGCUUGGCUAAAUCUGAAGAUAACUCCACGGAAGACGAAGAAGAAGACAUCGUUGACAAGACACCCUCUCCCAAGUGCCCUCGGAGCAAGGCUAUAUUCACAAGACCUCUUCUGAGAUCACAACAACGGGUCAUUCGUCCUCGUCCGAAACAGUUCUCGUUCCUGACCAGCAGCAGGAGUUCCCUCAUGACGCCAGGCAACCUGAACGCCACUGUCACCUCCUUCAUCAAGAGGAACACUCCUGUCAAACAGAUGUCUUCAGAGGAGAGAGCCAGACAGAUGAAAAUGAAGCUGGCUGCCAAGAAGGCAAAGGAGGCAGAGAUCAUCAAGAAGAGAGAGGAGGAGAAGAAACAGAAAAUGGAAGAGCAAAAACGAAAACGAGAAGAGAGAACCAAGCGGGCUGCCAAACUGCGAGAACAGAGAGAGAAGGCGGACAAGGAGAAGAAACUACGUCUGGAGAAGGAGUACAGCCACCGCGUGGCCGAGACGGAGAAAAUUAAGGAGGAACGUCUGGCAGAAGAUGCCGCAAAGAAGAAGCUGAAGCUACAGAAGAGGGCUGAAGCUGAGGCGAGGAGGAAACAGGAAGAAGAGGCCAGGCUUAUGAAACUGAAGGAACAGGAGGAAGAACAGCGGCGCCACCGCGAGCUGAUCCUACGUAAGAGGGAACACGAGGAGGCGGAGAGGGCGGCACGGGCAGAGGAGCUGCGCAGACAGGCCGAGGAACGGCGGCUAGAACUGGAGAGGGAACGACAACGGGAGAUCGAACUCAGAAAACAACAGGAGGAGGAGAAGGAAAGAGAGAGGCAGCGUAUUGCAGAGGAGAGGGAACGUGAGCGUAAGGAACGUGAACGGGAAAAGGAACUACAGCGUGAAGCAGAGAGGAAAGCUCGCGAGGAGGCUGAAAGGAGAGCACGGGAGGAGGCUGAACGCAAGAAGAAAGAAGAAUAUGAGAAGCAGAAAGAAAGGGAUCGCCAGCGGCUUGCAGAGAUCAUGCAGAAGGAGCGCGAGCGACAGGAACGUGAACGCCGCGAGGUUCAGGAGGCCGAGGCCAAGAAGCGCGCGGCCAUCAUGAACUCCUCUCUGAACACCAGCAGCGCCUCUGCAGCCAACACCAGUAUGAACAGCAGUCUGCAUAAACCCAACCUCAACAACACUUUCAACAAGGAGGGGAACCCCAACUCUUACGACAUGACUCCACAGCAGAAGCGUACGUACAAGGCUGCGACCGAGGAGAACUACCACAUCGAGGACCUGCACAGCGAUGAUUCCACAGAUGACGAAGACCAGCCGCGUAAGAAGAUCCCAAGAUGGGCACAGGGAGCACCUCUGAAAGCUCAGCUCAUCAACCAGUGCUACUAUCCUCCCGACCUCAGUAAGAUCUUUGGAGACAUCAUCGACACUCCGGAUCUCACCCAGGUGUUCGGCGUGAAGAAGUCUCGCUUCAACAAGCGUACCAGCUCCGCUGUGUGGAACUCUCCUCUGCUCAAGACAUAGAUCAUCACUUUUAGACAUAUAUCUUGAGUUGUUUGAUUGAUAUCAUUGCAAGCGGUAACAGUACACGCAGUCCUUCAUGCUUUAAGCCAGUGUCAUUCUGACUGUCAACAGGCAUAGGCCAAACUUGUUGAUAGCCAGAAAGCGACUGCAUUUCAAAAGCAUUGAGUAUGCUUUUUGCUUGAGGAUCUGCUAUUACAGGGUGAACAUCAGGCAAUCACUUGAAGUGAUUGAGACAUCACUGGUCGUUUUAAGGCCAAGGAUGUUUUUUGAGAUUGCAGACUUGUUAGGUGAGCUAUCCUCCUGCAAUUGUGAUACGGACUAAAGUGGAGGAAAUGUACCAGAAUAUGACAAAUUUCUUUUAGUCUAAGAAGGUUGCUUUCUUGCUCUUUUAAUGAGCAAUGACAUUGCUGGUGCUUUUCAAGUCAGCAGCAGGAUUGGUAUUGUCUGUAAAUAAAUGGGUAAAAGUCGGGAAGGAUUCUAGAUUUUGUGCAAAUUUGAAAGUGUGAGGUUGCAUGUCACAUUCUUGGUUAUAGAAAUUAGCUGGAACAUAUCUUUGCUAGAUUUCAAUUUCUUUUAGAACUAUUCAUUUUAAUCAGUGUGAGAAUGUCAGAAGCAUGGCUGAUCUGUUCUUUGUUCAUGUCUUUGAUUAUUUCGAUAUACAUUUUGUUUUAUGUUCUUUUUUGCAAUUAAAUUAGAACAAAACUAGGCAAAGAGUUUGCAUAUUGCAGAACUUCAUGUAUAUGUAUAUUUGAAGGCACUAUAGAGCACAUUUAGUCUAGCACUAAACCCUUAGAGAAAAACACUACAUAAGAUACAUUGACAUCGAAUUCUGUAUAGUUUUCUCUCAGUUUUCAUAGAUUUUAUGCUGCUUUUAAGAUUCAAUAUAAGCAUAAAAAUCCUCUCAUGUUGUGCAAAUUUAUUCCAUUCAUAGUUUAACAGGACAACAUUGAUAUAUUUACAAUGUAGAUGAUGUACAUAUGCCAAGUCGAUUUUGUGUUUUAGUUUUCAAUGGGAAAUAUGGGAGACUUGGGUUAGCAUAGUAUGCUGGGAAUACUUUUCAAUUUUAAAUCAUUUGAAUGACAAAGCACUUUGAUAGAAAAAUUUGCCAUUUUUAUCAUUUCUAGUUAGUAAUAAACUUGGAAAAACUAA